Messenger RNA from Cladocopium goreaui, 5139 nucleotides. Lineage: Eukaryota; Dinophyceae; Suessiales; Symbiodiniaceae. The record is from the annotation of a GenBank genome assembly.
AUGUUUGAGAAAGCACUUUACCUCACAGUGCAGAAGGCUGAUGAAAGUCAUGAUUCAUACAUGGCACGUCAUGAUGCAGCCUUUGAAGACCUCUUGAUGAGAAAGGUCACCAUCGAAGAAGUCAGGGCCUACAUCCUGAUCCGGCAGUCCUUGCUGAGCAGUGAAGAUCGCAAGAAGAUCAUCUUUGAGAGUGGUGGGGCAUUAUCGUAUGACCAGGCGAAGAAGAGCAUCAAGCUGCUGGGGUCGAAGUUCUUCUUGGAGCUCCAGAACAACUCAAAGAUGGUGCCCAAACUCAAGACAUAUGAUGUCAAUCAGGUUGAGGAUGAGACAGUGAUGUAUCAAGAAGCUGAAGAAGAAGUGGACGAAGAAGUUGCCUUUCAGGUGCUCCUGGAAAAUGGUGACGAAGAUGCCUGCUUUGUCAGUGAGUUCGAAGAUCAGAUCUGUGCAGCCUGUCAAGAGUCUCAAGAACUUGCGGCCUGCUUCGUGAGUUACCAGGAGGCCAGAGCUCGUCUGAGAGACAAGGCAAAAUCCAGAGGCUUCUGGCCAUUGGCAGGCUACAAAGGAAAAGGAAAAGGUCGAAAAGGCAAGCCGUUCAUGGGAGCCAGCAACACCAAGGGUGGCUCUGGUCCGGCAGGAUUUCGUCGAAGAAGUCUUGCAGACCGCAUCGCAAACUCCACAUGUAGACGAUGUGGCCAGACAGGACAUUGGAAGAGAGAAUGUCCGAUGUCGUCGAGUCCGGCUGGCAACUCUCUCAUGGCAAAGAAGAACGAUACGGAGUCCUUCACGGGCAUCUCGCAAGUCGAGGGCAAUGGCAACCAAGAUGGCGAACAUGAUAGUGAUCGCAGUGGCUUUGACGUUGUCUAUGAGCUUCCGUGCACUGCGGAGGUCUAUGAUGAGGGCCCACCAGGAGAUAACCUUGUGGUGCAUCCCACAGCAGAAGUUUUUAAUGCAGAGGAGGCCGAUGAUGAAGCCAUCAUCGACACGGGAGCCAGUCGGGCAGUGAUCGGUAGUGAAAGGUUGAAACGUCUUGUGAGGAAUGUGCAGAAACUGGAAACCAAGAUGGUGCCGAGCUAUCUGGAUCGGGUCCUGACCACUCCAACAGACCCGUCGUUGCAGACCUCGACACACCACGAGGAUUUGCCCGAAGUGCUGAUGAGGCCACCAGGCAUCAACACCCUGACAGAUUGGGGAAGAGUCAAGGCAUCGUCAGGAAAGCAUGCCAGCAAACCUUUCGCCACCAUCUACGAGGACGACAGGAUGUACGUGAAGCAGCUAUGGAACAGACGAGGGGUCUCGUCAUGGGUGAGGAGCUUCCAGCUCUACUGUCGCGAGCGGAGGGCAGCCAGUCAGGAAAGACAACGCCUCACACGUGGGGAGGACUCAGGGAAUGUGACUCCUCCGCGUGUCCCGCCGACAGAGCAGACACCCAUUCAACCGAAGGCAAAGAUGUCUCCAAAGGCAAUCCAAGGGGCUUACCCAUCUCGUCAGAUGCUGGAAGAGUCCGAUUGGACAAAGGUGGCAGUCGAGACACCAGUGCCCGAGGAGAGCAAGAACAACAAGAGGGGCAUGACGCCACCGAUCAAGCCCAUGGAGAUACCGAUCAAUCAGGAGAAGGUGAACCAGAUCCAAGCCCAGAUUGCGAUCCUUCAGCGAGAAUUGCUGAGGAUACUGCCAUGGAGAAAGACUGUCAUUGUGGAGCGCAACACAGGUGAGGUCAAGGAAUUGGGCCCUGUUGAGAACUGGGUCAAGUUACCUAGGUUGAAGCAGAUUCGAUCCACUGGGUCUGCAAAACUUUCUGUUACUGUGUUUGGAACUCGUGAUGAACUUGACAAUCCACAAGGGGCAGUUUUUCGUAGUGCUGAGCCCGGCGGAAAUUCGGGUGCCGCUGGAAGUGGCAUAGAUGGUGUAGUACAGCAUCCGGGUGUGGAAGCUGCACCAUAUGGUGAACCGCCAUCGGGUGUUCCGAAUAGUGGAAGUGACCUCCAAAUGGAAGAUGCACCUGAGUUAGAACAAUUGGAAGAGGGAUGGGCCCCAAAGAUAACCCCCAAGUCUGGUCCAGCAUAUCGGGGUUUAACUGGGGUUCAGAAAGGGGAGUUGAGAAAGCUUCACAACAAUCUUGGACAUCCUGACCCCGAAAAGAUGGUAAAAUUUCUAACUGAGAGAGGUGCUCAGGCUGAGGUCAUCGAAGCAGCUCGUGACAUGGUCUGUGACACAUGUGUUGAAUCCCAGGAUCGUCGGAAACGAUCACAGCCAAGUAGGAUACAUGAGGCACUUGAUUUUAAUGAUGUUGUCGGUGCCGAUGGAGCCUACUGGACCAACAAAAAUGGAAAGACUUUUCACUUCAUGCAUUUCAUCGAUGAGGCCACUUUGUACCAUGUUGGGUCAUUGAGUGCUCGGAAGGUAGAGGAUCAGGUUCAAACUUUUCUCAAUACUUGGGUUCAGUGGGCAGGGCCAUGCCGUACCUUGUAUCUAGAUCCAGCCGGUGAAUAUGUCAAUGACACAUGGGCAGCAGUUUUGCAGGGCGAAGGGAUCAAAGUAUCCAUGACAGCUGCUGAGGCACAUUGGCAGAAUGGUAGGGCCGAAGUCCAUGGAAAGGUUAUCAAGGAUAUCCUCUCUAGGAUGGAAAGGGACCGUGUGAUUGAAACUGUUGAGGAGUUUUCACAGUGCCUUCGCCAGGCUUUUGCAGCCAAAAAUUCAUUGAGUCGGGUGCAUGGCUUCACUCCGGAGCAAUGUCUCCUAGGGAAAUCCCGACAUUUGCCUGGAUCUUUGGUGUCAGACGAUGCAGCGACCAGCCAUAGCUUGGCAGAAAGUUCCACUCCGGAAGGGGUCCGAUUUAAAGAAAGCCUUCUGAGACGGGAGCUUGCCCGGAAAGCGUUUGUACAGGCAGACAACGAUUCCUCCUUCAGGAGGGCACUUCUGAGGCAGAGUCGGCCUGGGAAGUUGGAAUAUGAGGCAGGUGACUGGGUCCUUUACUGGAGAAGAACUCGUGGUAGGAGUCGUAUUGAAGUAGGUCGCUGGUAUGGGCCGGCUCAGGUGAUUGCUUGUCAAGAUCCAAAAGUCCUCUGGCUUAGUCACCUGGGUAGAAUCAUCCGUGCAAGUCCGGAACAAAUACGACCAGCAUCCCUACGGGAAUACGCAAAGCUUCCUCGUGAUACCCAAGGUCUUGUGUUGGAUGAGAAGCCACAGGGUCGGGGGUAUAUUGAUUUGGGGAGUUCUGGAAAUGAUUCUGGGGAAGCUGAUGAUGAAGAAAUUCCGGCAAUUGAAAAUAACCAUGAUCCCCCAAUGUCAGAGUUCUCUUACGCGCCUACAACACCAUUGCAAAGCCAGCCGGAAGGGGAGCAGUUUCCGGUAGAGCCAACAGAAAAGAGCAGUGAUGGUGGUGAUGUAGUCCCUCAAGACGGAAGAUAUGUUCCCAUUCCUGAUGAUUCCGAUGAUGGUUUGUUUGGGGAUGAUUGUUUGGUUGUUGAUGAACAUGUUGGGGUUUGGGAAUUAUCACUGCUGGACUAUGAGCUCGAAAAAGAAACUGCGGAAGUCCUAUGUUGUGAACCAAUGGUUUUUGAAGAGACCCUGGUUGCAUCGAGUGAUCGUAAGAAGAGGGUUGAGCUGAGCUAUCGUGACAUGAGUCGUCAUGAGCAGGGUCUUUUUGAUGCUGCCAAACAAAAAGAAGUCAACGCUUGGUUGGCACAUGGGACUGUAAAGAAAUUAGCAAAGGGCUCCCUGAAACCGGAACAAAUCAUGCGGUGUAGAUGGCUGCUGACGUGGAAGGAUCCAUUGCCAGGUACAUCCGAAAAGAGGGCAAAGGCCAGGUUGGUAAUCCCAGGUUUUGAAGACCCAGGUGUAGGGGUUGUACCCAGUGAUGCCCCGACACUUUCCAAGGAUGGAAGGCAAUUGUUGCUUCAGCAAGCAGCAUCGCGGCGCUGGUGUUUGAUGAAUUUCGAUAUCUCCACAGCCUUCCUGAAAGGGGAAGGUGAUGGACGUCCUCUGGGUAUACAUGCACCUCCAGAGAUCAAGAAAGCCCUUCGUAUGAAGGAGGGUGAUCAGUGUUCCCUGGAAGGAGGUCAGCUGCAAUCCAUGGUCACAAGAGCCAAGGUGAAACAUUUGCUGGAAGCAAAUCGGGUUCUGUUCGAAGGAAAGAAGCAUCCAGUGUGCCUGAUGAUUGACAGUCGUCUGUCCCAUGGCAUGGAGCUCCAAAAAGAUCCCACGGGUCGCGAUGUUGGCAGACUCACUGACAAAGAGUAUGGAUUCAAGCAUGUUGAGGGAAUGCUUGCGUACAGAUCACCACUGCGCCGUCCGAUCGCCAUCCUUUCUGUGGCCAUUUGUUCGAACCCACUAAGGUGGUGGGUGGGAGAUUUGGCGCAAAUCACAGUGGAUGGCCAGGACAUGGACUCCUUCGGGGCAGCAAGGCUCUCAUGGGAGGAACUGCGACGUGUCUUCGCACUGGAGGGCUAUGACCAGCAGCUGCUGCCAAGUCAGAUGCCCUUGGACUCGGCCUUCGGCCCUCGCUGUGCCAAGGGUACCCCCGAGGGGGCCCUCCUGGAGGCACCGGACGCCUGGCACUGGAGGUUGGGCGUGCACCUGGUGAGCCAGACGGAUUCCACGGACACUGCGACAGAGGCGGAAGUGCAGAAGGUCCCUCCGGCCGAACCGGCCCUGCCGAGCCAUGCUUCGAGGCCUUCACUGCCUCCAAGCGUAGCAGAGGCAGAACUUCAGAACGUCCCGGACUCGGCGGAACGUUCCUUGCUGGACGAGUUCAGGGCUCCAAAUGGCUUGCUGCCUGCUUGGCCGAACACCUCCGGAAGCCAGCCUGCGGCAGCAAAAUCCAUGCCAUGGGUGCCAUCGGCAGCUCCCAGCCCAUGUGCGAAGGUCCCUGCACCUAUGGCGGAAGCUUCCCUGCUGGAGGAGUUAAACAAAGACUUGCCUGCUUGGCCGAACACCUCUGGAAGCCAGCCUGCGGCAGCAAAAUCCAUGCCAUGGGUGCCAUCGGCAGCUCCUAGCCUGCCAUGUGCGAAGGCCACGCUUCAGAAGGCCCAGCCACCUAUGACGGAACCUUCCCUGCUAGAGGAGUUGAACAGGGACUUGCCCACUGGAGAGAUGCCAUUCGCCUUUAGGAGAUGGGGCCCGCAUGGGCUCGCGGGGUGA